GAGAGAUCGAGAUUGAGACUCACUCUCUAUCGCCGAACCAGUCAGAACAGUCGCACAAUAAUAUCGAUAAAAUAUAGAGAGACAGUCGGGCCGAUAUAUUAGCACUUUUGAACUUAGCCGAAAUCACAACUCUGUACUUAUAAGUUGAUAUUAUAUUGUUAAUAGUUAAAGUAAAUUCAGUGUCGAAUCAUUUAAGAACCAUCCUGUCGUUUUACUGUUUUUAUCGAAGUAUCAUCGUUAAUAAAUCAAACAAAAUAACAAGGGUCGCGUAUAGGACGUAACCGUCGCAGUCGUUUGAAUAAUCAUUGAACAAUUCCUUUUAAAUACUUUAUUUAGUAAAAAUCUUACAUAAUGUUGACGAAUUGAAGCGACGACAUUACGCGCUCUUAUCAUACUCCCAAGAGCAAAAAGAAAACGCGCGGGAUGAAUGGAACGAGCUGACGUUAAGCCAAGUUAAAGUAGUAAUCCUGUGCAUCUCGUAGAGACGACUGGUGUAUCGCGCAACAUUUUCCCAAGACAUGUCACCCAACGAGCUCCUCGUUCUUCCGGCAAUCUUCUUUGCUUGGUCAGUUCCAGCAUACGCGUAUCCAGAGAACGCGAUGCUGAACGACAACGCACAGGCAUCGAUCAUCGAGACGGUCUUGGAACGCGAACCGGCGACCUUUAAAUUGUACACCAGGCAGAAUUCAUUCGGCGAGGAGCAAUUGUUCCUGAACAACACCGAGAUGUUGUACGCGUCGCACUUCAACGAGAGCAGACCGACCAAGCUUAUCGUUCACGGGUUCAGCGAUACCGGAAACGAAGGCUGGAUACGAGAUCUAAUAGACGCGUAUCUGCUUUAUCAGGAUGUGAACGUGAUAGUCGUCGGUUGGGGAAUUUUGGCGGCCGACGCCUAUCCGGUGGCGGCUAAGAAUACGCGUCUCGUCGGUGAGUAUUUAGGCCAAUUCCUGGAAUUCUUAAAUCGGGACUCGAACCUGGAGUACAAGGACUUGCACAUCAGCGGUCACAGUCUAGGUUCUUACGUGGCGGGUUUCGCCGGAGCUUAUCACGAUGGACUUAUAGGAAGAAUAACAGGAUUGGAUCCCGCAAGUCCUCUCUUCGAGACUAUUUCCGGCGCCGUCGAUCCGGAACAUCGAUUGGAUCCGAGUGAUGCUCAAUUUGUGGACGUGAUCCAUACCAGCGGUCCGGCAUUUGGAUUUCUAGCGCCAUUGGGACACGCCGAUUUUUAUCCCAACGAUGGAAAGAUCCCUCAACCUGGCUGUUCCUACGCGCCAACUAUAAUAUCGCCUUAUGUUACAGCUUACUGCAGCCAUUCGCGGGCGCAUCAACUUAUGACCGAGAGCAUCGGUAGCACGGUGGGUUUCAAAGCGAGAAUGUGCGAGAGUUGGGAGAAAUACAAGGAGCGUCUUUGCGAUUACAAUCCAGUCGUUUUGAUGGGCGAAUACGCUUCCACGUCGCUACGUGGCAAGUUUUAUCUGACGACCAAUGAUGCUCGUCCGUUUGCGCUACAAUAAGCAUUCUAAAUAUCGAUCUUGAUGGAUUUCGACUUGGGAAUAUGCAAACUCAUGAUUAUGGCUCGAGCUGCGAUUGCACAAUCAUCUGUACUAGUCAUUCAUAAGUUACUUUAUUUAUGAAACUUCUAAUUUUGAGCGCAUACCGAACGUACCGGAAUGUAUCUUUAAUAUACGUAUAUAAUGCUGCGUACAUUUAGAAAAAGUACAAAUUACAAUAAUUGAGGUUGCGAUUUUAA
Molecule: messenger RNA, 1750 nt
Organism: Linepithema humile (Argentine ant)
Lineage: Eukaryota; Metazoa; Arthropoda; Insecta; Hymenoptera; Formicidae
Product: pancreatic triacylglycerol lipase
Biological process (GO): lipid catabolic process
Molecular function (GO): lipase activity
Source: RefSeq, a predicted model, not a curated record